UCCAUCCCUUUCGCUCUUUCUCAUUCCUUGACAACAGCAACGAUGGCGGAACCCGUAGCAUCGGGAGUAUCGGCAACAGACGCAGCAUCCUCAGCUCCCACCCCAGCCCUUUCUCCGGCAGUCAGCCCUGGUUCUGAGCCUCCCUCCAUGGCGCUCUCUCCCUCCGCAGGCGGCUCACAGCGACUCCUUUUCUCUCAUGAUCUGGUGUCCGGUCGGUAUCGUGGUUCGGUCCGGUUUGGCCUUGUCAGGAUGAUCCAUGGCGAGGAGGAUUUAGAUUCUGAUUCGGACCUCGAUGGUGAUGGCGGAGGUGGAGGUGGCGGUGGCGGGGGAGGUGGUGGGAUCGCUGGCAGCUCUGACACCGAGAGUGGGGCGGCGGACGCCCGGGCUCGGCCUCUUGGAAGAGGCUAUGUUCGGGUGCAGUGGUACCCUGAAGGAGGAAAGCAAGACAUUCGGGAAACGAAGCUGAAACUUGAAGAUCGGUCGAUCGUGCCUAGAGACAUUGUGCGUCGCAUGAAUGCAAAUGACAACCAGUGUGGCACAGUGAUUGACAUCAAUAUUGAGUGUGCUGUGAAAUUGGUGGGGACCAACUGCGUUCUCUACCCCGUUAAGUGCAGAGACCUGCAACACAUCUGGUCCUUUAUGUAUGGAGAUUAUAUUGCCUACGACUUUUGGCUGGGAAAGGUGUAUGACUUGACCAAUCACAUCAUCCUGAAGCUGUCCAAUGGAGCCAGGUGCUCCAUGAGUGUGGAGGAUGGUGCUAAGCUGUAUGAUGUCUGCCCCCAUGUCAGCGAUUCGGGCCUUUUCUUUGAUGAGGCCUACGGCUUCUACCCCGGUCAGGUGCUGAUCGGACCUUCCAAAGUGUUCUCCAGUGUGCAGUGGCUGUCCGGGGUCAAGCCCGUUCUCAGCAAGAAGAGCAAGUUCAGGGUGGUGGUGGAAGAGGUCCAGGUUGUGGAGCUGAAGGUGACGUGGAUCACGAAGAGCUACUCCCCCAGGGGUACGGACAGUGUGUACCCACCUCCCUCCACCAUCACACAGGAGAACCUUUGCAGAGUCAAGCGGCUGGGCUAUUACGACCACACCCAGAGGCAGCUGGGCGAACGGGCCCUGUACGUCUUCCCUGCCAAAGGAGACGCCACCCGCAUCACUUGCGAGGGGCCCGAGGGGGCCCCUGUCCUGCCCGAGGACCCUGUUGCCAGGAAGCUAAAGCGGAUGUUUAAGAAGGACGCGGUGAGGAAGGCUGCAGACGGUUCGGACGGGCAGGUCUCCAGCGCCCAGCCUGCGGAGAAAACGGAGAGUCCUGAGGCAGAGAAGGUUCCGGAGUCUCAGCGGGACGGGGCCAAGGAUGCGCAGAGGGUGGAGCCGAGCCGCCCCAACAACGGGCCGGUGGAGGCGGCGGGGCGGGCCAAAGACAGCGCCCUGGAGACGUGGGCGGAGUCGGGGGAGCAGGACGCUGACGACGAGGCGGCCGACGACACGGACGACACCAGCUCCAUGACAUCAUCGGCCAGCUCCACUGCCUCGUCCCAGAGCGGCGGGGUGGGGUCCAACCGCAAAAAGAGCAUCCCGCUCUCCAUCCGCAACCUCAAGAGGAAACACAAGAAGAAGAGGACCAAGUUCUCCCGCGAGUUCCGGCCGGGGGACCGGGUGGCGGUGGAGGUGGUCUCGACGAAGACCUCAGCGGACGUCAUGUGGAAGGACGGCACCGUGGAGACGGGCAUCCGCUCCAACGAACUCAUUCCCAUCCAGCACCUGGACAACUACGAGUUCUGUCCCGGGGACUUUGUGGUGGACAAGCGGCCUCAAGCUCCACAGGACCCAGGUGUGUACGGGGUGAUCCAGUCUGGGGACCACAAGGGCAGGACCUGUGCAGUGAAAUGGGUCAAACUCAAUGGCAGCAGCGAUGACGUGGAGGUCAUUGGCGAGGAGGAGGAUGUCAGUGUCUACGACAUCGCCGACCACCCGGACUUCCACUUCCGCACCACCGACAUCGUCAUCCGAAUAUGGAACUCUGAGAACGGGCAGGCGACGGACUGCGAGAACGAGACUUCAGUGGGCCAGGUGUCUCGAGUAGACGUGAGCAGCAAGGUGGAGGUGGUGUGGGCGGAUAACUCCAUGACCAUCGUCUUGCCUCAGCACCUGUACAACGUGGAGUCGGAGAUCGAGGAGACGGACUACGACUCGGUGGAGGAGAGCAGCAGCGGGGCCUCGUCGGAGGAGUGGGAGGACGAGAGCGACAGCUGGGAGACGGACAACGGCCUGAUGGACGAUGAGCACGCGGGCCAGACGGCGCCCGCCCCCGCGCCCACGCCCGCCGAGGAGCCCAAGACCCCCAGCGCCCAGCCCACCCGCGUGGAGGAGCUGGAGGGCGCCAUCGCCACGGCCAAGGAGGCGCUGAAGAUCCUGGAGAGCCUGCAGAACAUGACCGUGGAGCAGCUGUGGACCGGCUCCCCCACCUCCCCCACCGUGGAGCCCGAGAAGCCCACCAAGGAGAAGAGGUUCCUGGACGACUUCAAGAAGCUCCAGGAGAACCUGAAGAAGACCCUGGACAAUGUGGCCAUCGUGGAGGAGGAGCGCAUGGAGGCGGUGGGGGAGGCGGAGAAGGAGGAGAAGCAGCAGGAGCCCCAGACGCCUGUGCGCUCCGAGUGGCCCAGCGACACGCCCGUCCUCUGCCAGCAGAGCGGGGGCAAGCCGGGGGUGACCUUCACCAGCGCCAAGGGGGAGGUGUUCUCCGUGCUGGAGUGGGCCCCAGACAGCCACGCCUUCAAGAAAAUGGAGUUCCAGCCGGCGGAGGCCAAGAAGUUCUUCAGCACCGUGAGGAAAGAGAUGGCGCUGCUGGCCACCUCCCUGCCCGACGGCAUCAUGGUCAAGACCUUCGAGGAUCGCAUGGACCUCUUUUCGGCGAUGAUCAAAGGCCCCACCCGCACGCCCUACGAGGACGGCCUGUUCCUCUUCGACAUUCAGCUGCCAAACAUCUACCCCGCCGUGCCUCCUCUCUUCCGCUACCUGUCCCAGUGCAGCGGCCGCCUCAACCCCAAUCUCUACGACAACGGGAAGGUGUGCGUCAGUCUGCUGGGCACCUGGAUCGGGAAGGGCACAGAGAGAUGGACGAGUAAGUCCAGCCUGCUGCAGGUGCUCAUUUCUAUCCAAGGGCUGAUCUUGGUGAACGAGCCCUACUACAACGAGGCGGGCUUCGACAGCGACCGCGGCCUGAAGGAGGGCUACGAGAACAGCCGCUGCUACAACGAGAUGGCGCUCAUCAAGAUGGUGCAGUCCAUGACGCAGCUGCUGCAGCAGCCCGUGGACGUGUUCCAGCAGGAGAUCCGCGAGCACUUCUCCAGCAGCGGCUGGAGGCUGGUGCACCGCCUGGAGGUCUGGCUGGAGCUGCACGAGUCGGCCGAGCGGGGCCCCGGGGGCCCCAGGGAGUUCCCCCUCUCGGCGGAGCCCCUGGAGGAGGGCGUGCAGGCGGUGCCCCACAGCAGCCCCAGCCAGCAGGACCUGAGGGGGGAGGACCUGGAGGACUCGGGCCUCAGCCCCUCCACCACCCAGCAGCAGGACCUCAGCCAGCACUCGGACUGCGACGGGGCCGGGGGCCCGGGGCCCGAGGGGGCCGGGAGGGCCCAGCUGGACUCGGCCGGGGGCCAGCCCGUGGUCAGACCAAAGAAGAGGAGAAAGAGCUACCGCAGCUUCCUGCCGGAGCGCAGCGGCUACCCCGACAUCGGCUUCCCGCUCUUCCCCCUGUCCAAGGGCUUCGUGAAGAGCGUGCGCAGCGUGCUGCAGCACUACAGGGCGGCGCUGGCCGCCUGCGGCCUCCCCGAGCACCGGGAGGACAAGUGAGCCGCCCCCGACCGCCCCCUGCCAACCGCCCCCUGCCAACCACCUGGAGCCCCCAACCGCC
Molecule: messenger RNA, 3895 nt
Organism: Conger conger (European conger)
Lineage: Eukaryota; Metazoa; Chordata; Actinopteri; Anguilliformes; Congridae
Gene: ube2o
Product: ubiquitin-conjugating enzyme E2O
Exons: 20
Coding region: 43-3834 (1263 amino acids)
Source: RefSeq, a predicted model, not a curated record